Schistosoma spindalis is the source of this 3476-nucleotide messenger RNA. The record is from the annotation of a GenBank genome assembly. Lineage: Eukaryota; Metazoa; Platyhelminthes; Trematoda; Strigeidida; Schistosomatidae.
GAUGGCUCUAGUUCGAACCGACCAAAGAUUUAGCCUCGAGUGUGUUUAAUUGAUUAAACUUUUCUCGAUUUCACAGUGUAAUGAAAAAGCGCUGUUUUCGAGACUUCGGAUGUUUGCGGUCGUCUGAUAAUGUAACUACUGGCAUCCGAAAGAAAUUGGUAAUUGUUGGUGAUGGAGCCUGUGGGAAAACAUGUUUACUCAUUGUUUUCAGUAAAGAUCAAUUCCCAGAAGUCUACGUCCCAACAGUAUUCGAAAACUAUGUGGCUGAUAUUGAGGUUGAUAAUAAGCAAAUAGAACUAGCUUUAUGGGAUACCGCUGGUCAAGAAGAUUAUAAUCGCCUUCGCCCAUUAUCCUACCCAGACACCGAUGUAAUUUUGAUGUGCUAUUCUAUUGACAGUCCUGACAGUUUAUCUAAUAUCAAAGAGAAAUGGAUACCGGAAGUUAAACAUUUUUGCCCAAACACACCAAUUAUAUUGGUUGGCAACAAGAGUGAUCUCAGAUAUGACGAUAAAGUUAUCAAUGAACUUGCCCGUUUAGGUCAACAUCCAGUUACAUCUAGCGAAGCAAAGGCAGUGUCUGCUUAUAUUGGUAGGUUCAAUAUAAUUUAGAAAUUGUUUCAACGUUUAUUCAAAGUUUCAUUCAGUUGAUCAGUAAUCAAUACAAGCCUAACUAUUAGCAACUCUUUAGUUUAUUAUUCACACAGUAUAACUAAAAAUGUAGAUUGACUUAUUUUAGUUACAAAAGCGCAUAUUUAUCUUGUAAAUGGUCCUAUAACUAAAGCGGAUUAAUUUAUCACUCGGGUGUUUUAAUAGAAAUUUAUUACUUCUAUUGUAAGCAUAGAUCUAAUAGAGUCGUAUGUUUUAAAUUGCUGUGAAGCUUAUCAUCCGUAGAGUAUACCUUGUUGACAAUCACCGAGAGUCCUUAAUGAUAACUAAAAAUAAACUAUGGGCUUCACUCAACAGAUAUUUAUAUAGUUUAAUCUUAUGUAGUCGUUUUAAUCGGAUUUAAGUCGGCAAUCAGUCUGCUAAAGUUUCAUUGUACAAGAACAUGCUUUUAUCAUGUUAAUUAAUAUUAAAACCACUUAAUGAAAAGUAUUAUAAACUGAUUAAUUUGUCAAUACUUAGUGUACCUCCAGACAAUUCGAACAAUAUGAUAAACUGAGCUGUUUAAAAAAAGUGCAGUUAUUUUGGCUCUGUACUCAUGAGAUGAUUUAUUUAAUCAACCCAUUUUUUCAGGUACUGAUUUACGUACAUAGUUUUGAACCACUUUCUAUAUUAUGAGCAAAGAUGGAUAGUGGCUAGCAGUGGAAUCCAGGACACGCGUUUCGUCCUAUUUGGGAUUCGUCAGCUGGAUGUACCUGCAUCUCAGAGUUGAUGUUCACUCUGGGACUCGAACCCAGUACCGUCCGCUUCAAACGCCAUCGCGUUAUCCACUUAGCUAGAUUCAAGUAAAACAAUAUCACUUUCUAAAUGUUAGAGUUAAUGAGAUACUACCUGAUUGCCCAAACCAUAGUUGGUCGAGUGGCGGAUUUGAACUUGCGAUUGUAUAUAUGUCACCAAGUUUGUUCUUAUUUCAUACUUUUCACUUUUCGAAAUUACUUUUUUCCUUUCUUAGUUAUUUCAUUUGUUUUCUAUUUUUUCAUUAUAAUUCCGACUUUUGUUCUUUCCGUCUUAGUAAUUUCUCCAUAUUUUUACUGAAAUGUUAAGUGUGGUAACUGAAGAGUUCCUGUCUAUGAUGGAUGAAGGGAGAUUAAGUCAAUGAUCACAAACAUAAUCAGUGAUAAUUUUUGUGUUAAUCGGUGUUCAUGAAAAUAAGCCAUACUAGGUAUCUUAUAUGCCUAAUCAUCGUUAUUUUUAAAGAUUGUAAUUGAUGCGUUUCAGCAAAUAGAUUUAAUAACGUGAUACCUUCAAAUAUAAAGGCUAUUUACGCCAAAGUUCUAUUCGUUAAUUAAGCGUUACCAUCUAAUAGAUGAUUAGUGAUAUUCAACACUUUCUUAUCACUAUCUGAACAGCUUCACUCUACGUCCAUUUUAUAUCUUGAAGCUAGAGCUCCUAAAAUUUUCUUCCACCUCUUACUUUCCGCUUACGAUGUAUACAGAUUACUUAGGAGAAAGCCACACAAUCAACUUAAAACCAUGGAAUUAUCUGCAACGAUAAUAGGAAACCGCCAGAAUAGGUGUUUGUUUGCAUAUGUUCACAGAAAUGUUUAUUGUUAAUACCUACUUCACUCUAUAGGUUCAUCAGUCCGUCAGUAACUCAGUCAUUGAUAGCGUUUGGUCUCGUACAAAUGUGCAUCAAUCUAAGUUACCACAUAUCACAUCACUAUCUCAAAAGAAGAUAAUAAUAUAAUGAGAAGCAGAUAAGUGGUAACAUUAAAUAUUCUUCGUACUCAAAAGCUGGAAGAUGGUUGCGCAAUUUUAUGAAUUUGUUAAACAUGUAUACUAUUGGAUGGCGGCUCAAUAGUUUAAAGGUUGAGCAAUUGACUGUGAAACCGAAUGUUCUGGGUUCGAUCCCUUGUAGCUUUAUUGUGAGUAUACACUGUUGAUAAGUUCCAUACUGGGAUGAAACAUGUGUUCAGUGCUCCCUAGUUCUCAGGGGUUAUUUAACAAAGAUCAGCUUGUGACGUCAAUCAUAAAAUUAAAAAUCCCCGUAAAUAUUUUUAGUAUUGUUUGAGUAAAUUAGAACAAUGAGCAAUACUACCAGUCAAUGUUUAUUUUCUAUAAUUUCUGUUGUUUUUUUGCUUCAUUUAAUUUGUUUUAUGUAUUUAUUUUGAUAAAUUAGGCGCUUACGGAGAAAUUGAAUGUUCGGCAAAAACCAAAGAAAAUGUACGUCAAGUAUUUGAAUUAGCUUCUAGAGCAUGUUUAAAAAUACAGAAAAAACAUAGAAAAAGUUACAAAUUAUUUUGAACUUUACUCUUCUUCAUUUAUUUUCUAUCUUCAAUAGAUAAUUUAAUAACAUUAUUUACCUAAUAUUAACUUAUUUAUUUCUGGCUAGCAAGUGUUAUUAAAAAGUGUUUCUUUCACUUUGAGACGAUGGAUAAAUGAGUGAACACAAGAAAAAGUUGUUGACUUCCUUCUCACAUUCCUACUUUUAAUCUUCAGUUCAUAUUGUUCCGUUGAUACUUCUGCAUCUAGUACCGUUCGCUCUAGGCUGUUACUUCUUUUUGUAGUGUUGUUUUUUAUGCGGUAUUAUUAUUAUGUGUACUUUAUUUAUUCUAUUUUAAGAAAAUUGAUCUUUUUUUAUCAACAACUAAUGUCGAUAUGGGUAUGUAUCUAUCUAUGUGUUAGUUUGCAUUACCCAUUUAAUGUUAAUCAUUUGUAUAUCUCAUUUCAAGGCUUAUUGUUCUUUAGAAUGAACAAUUAUUUGUACAAUGAAUUAUUUUUGAUUGUUCAUUGCAUAUGUAUCCAUUUUGUGCACGCGUGUGUGUGCUUGUUUUAAAUUCCUAAAUAAAAAAGUGUCUUAUAUCGGAUUUUUUAA